AUGAUGAAAAGCGGCGAGAAAAGAGAAGAAAUCAUUACAUUGGCCAUCGACAGAGACAAAGAGAGUCAGAACGCAUUGAAAUGGACAGUAGACAACCUUGUUAGCAAAGGCCAGACUCUUACUCUUCUUCACGUCAAACUCAAACAGUUCCCUUCUCUUCCCUAUUCAGUGUCUUACCCGAAUAGGUCAGGCGAUGACGGGACAGAAUUGUUUCUUCCAUUCCGCUGCUAUUGUGCUAGAAAAGACGUCCUCUGCCAAGACGUGAUUGUGGAGGACAUAAGUGCGGCUAAAGGAAUACUUGAUUAUGUUCAAAAGAAUGCAAUUGAGACUCUAGUACUCUGUGCAUCAAAAAUGAAUCUUUUAAGGUUCAAAGCAGCGGAUGUUUCAAACACCGUCAUGAAAAGGGCACCGAGUUUCUGUACAGUAUAUGCAAUCUCUAAAGGAAAAAUCUCCUCCAUGAAGUCUGCAACAUCUUCACUUCCCAACUCCACUAUGCGGAGCAAUAUGAAUGUUGAAAGGAGGCAACAUACAAUGCAUAGAAUACAUGACGAGAUCCAGAUCGAGAUCAAGUCUCCCUUUAUGAGAAGAGGAUACGAAGGCAGAUACCAGCCCUCAAUGACAGACUCUGACAUAUCAUUUGUGAGUAGUGGAAGACCAAGCGUGGAUCUUAUGUUCCCUUCCUUUGGUGACCAUGUUGAUGUUCCCCGCCUCUCAGUCAACUCUGAUUAUGAAGAAAAUCGUAUUAGUUUUGCGACCUCAUCAUCCUCUUCGGAUAAGCAGUCCAUCGAUCUUGGCUCUUCAUAUACAGCCUUCUCUUCAAGCUCCGGGAGACCUUCGUGUUCCCUAUCUACCCAAGAUGAGAUUGAAGCCGAGAUGAGAAGGCUGAAAAUGGAGCUAAAGCAUACAAUGGACAUGUAUAACAGUGCAUGCAAGGAAGCAAUCUCUGCUAAGAAGGCGGCUACUGAGUUACACAAGUGGAAAGCAGAUAAAGAACGUAAACUCGAAGAGGUAAGACUUUCGAAGGAAGAAGCAAUGGCAAUGGCUGAGAGUGAGAAAGAAAAGAGCAGAGCAGCCAUUGAAACUGCAGUAGCAGCUCACAGAAUAGCAGAACUUGAAGCUCAAAAAACAAAGCAUAUUAUUGAGGAAAAUAACAAGUCUGUAGUGAAAACAACUGAUUUGAGGUACAGAAAAUAUAUAAUUGAGGAGAUUGAAGAAGCCACUGAAGAUUUCUCACCGAGUCGAAAGAUUGGAGAAGGAGGCUAUGGUCCUGUUUACAAGGGAGCACUGGAUUUUACUCAAGUGGCGAUAAAAGUACUAAGACCAGACGCAGCACAGGGAAGGUCUCAGUUCCAGCAAGAGGUUGAAGUGUUAACCUCUAUGAGACAUCCAAACAUGGUUCUCCUACUUGGAGCCUGUCCGGAAUACGGAUGUUUAGUCUAUGAAUACAUGGCAAACGGUAGCUUAGACGACUGUCUUUUCAGACGAGGAAACUCUCCAGCCCUUUCUUGGCAGCUAAGAUUUCGCAUAGCAGCUGAAAUCGCAACCGGUCUUCAUUUCCUCCACCAGAUGAAACCGGAGCCUCUGGUUCACCGUGACCUUAAACCAGGAAACAUUUUGCUUGACCAGCAUUACGUCAGCAAGAUCUCUGAUGUUGGCUUGGCCAGGCUAGUCCCUCCAUCGGUUGCUGACACUGCAACUCAAUAUAGAAUGACGUCAACAGCUGGAACAUUCUGUUACAUUGAUCCAGAAUACCAGAAGACCGGCAUGUUGGGGACUAAAUCAGACAUUUACUCGUUUGGGAUUAUGCUUUUGCAAAUACUUACAGCUAAGCCACCAAUGGGUUUGACUUAUCACGUCGAGAGAGCAAUCGAAAACGGUACUUUCGCUGAGAUGUUAGACCCUUCUGUGCCUGACUGGCCAUUCGAAGAGGCCUUGGUUGCCGCCAAACUUGCUGUGCAGUGUGCUGAGUUAAGACGCAAAGACAGACCUGACUUGGGGAAUGUUGUUUUGCCUGAGCUUAACAGGCUCAGGACACUAGCUGAAGAAAGCAUGCUGCCCACUAACAUUGGCGGAAGCAAAAGACCUACUAGGAACCGGAAUAAUAAUAUCUACAUCCAAAGUCCAUUGUCCACGACUUCACUACAUGAAAUUAUGAGUGGUCCACAGCUACAUUAUGCAUCUGAUACCCCAAGUAUCCACAAAAAAAUUGCAUCUUGA
Molecule: messenger RNA, 2217 nt
Organism: Brassica oleracea var. oleracea
Lineage: Eukaryota; Viridiplantae; Streptophyta; Magnoliopsida; Brassicales; Brassicaceae
Product: U-box domain-containing protein 35
Exons: 8
Coding region: 1-2217 (738 amino acids)
Biological process (GO): protein phosphorylation
Molecular function (GO): protein kinase activity; ATP binding
Source: RefSeq, a predicted model, not a curated record